Messenger RNA from Anoplophora glabripennis (Asian longhorned beetle), 1320 nucleotides. It is a transcript of the gene IFT52, whose product is annotated as intraflagellar transport protein 52 homolog. The transcript has a single exon. Gene Ontology annotation, biological process: cilium assembly; intraciliary transport. The coding region runs from base 27 to 1286 and encodes 419 amino acids. Gene Ontology annotation, cellular component: intraciliary transport particle B; centriole; cilium. NCBI's taxonomy places the organism in Eukaryota, Metazoa, Arthropoda, Insecta, Coleoptera, Cerambycidae. The record is from RefSeq and is a predicted model, not a curated record.
UAGAAAUUGUACUAGGUUCUUUUAAAAUGCCCCCUUUAGAAGAGAUCGCAGCCGAAAAUAAAAAUACGAUAAUUGUCAAUGCCUCAAAACAAGAAGUGUUCAAACUGAAUGAAAAUUACAAGAUCUUUCAAAGAAAACUGAAACUGUACUCGAAGGUAUUGAUAAACAAAGAGGAGAUAACACCUCAGAUUUUGCAAAACUGUUCACUUAUAGUGUUACCUGGAUCACAGAUGCCCUUUGAAGAAAACGAGAUAAACACCCUGAAGAACUUUAUAAACAGUGGAGGACGAAUUUUAAUUUUCUUAACAGAGGGCAACCCAAGUGAUACUUGCAAUAUUAAUAUCCUCCUGGAGAUAUUUGGAAUCAUACCAAACAUCGACAGCUUGAUUCGUACCCAUUACUAUAAAUAUUUUCACCCAAAAGAAUGUUUUAUUGCGGAUAGUCAGAUAAAUUCCUCAUUAAACAAAGAAAAAAUCAAUAUACAACUUGUGUAUCCAUUUGGUUGUACGAUGAGUGUAAAUAAACCUAGUGUGGUUGCAUUUACUAGUGGAUCAGCAUCUUUUCCUGUUGAUAGACCGCUAGGAGCUCUGUACUACGAUGACAAAAGUAAUGGUCGAUUAGCUGCAAUUGGUUCUGGCUACUUGUUCUCAGAUAAAUACAUUGACCAAGAAAAUAACGAUAAACUGAGGGAAAUGCUGAUGGAAUUCCUAAUUAGUCAAGAACGUGUACACUUUGCUCCUUCAGAUCAUGACGAUAUUGAUUUAAUAGACCACCAUAUUGUCCCUGAAACAGCAGAAUUAGCCGAAAGACCUAAGCUAUGUUUAACAGAUGCUAUCAGCCAAACUGCUUUCAUUGACUAUACACAGUUGUUCGAUCACAAGAUGUAUUCAAUGAACACUAACUAUGUCCCCGAAGCUUUGAAGUUAUAUGAUGAACUAGGUGUGAAACACCAGGCUUUGAAGAUAAUUACUCCUAAAUUUGAAGCACCAUAUCCUCCAUUGCAACCGGCAGUUUUCCCACCUUCAUUUCGAGAUCUGUCACCACCAGCUCUAGAAUUAUUUGAUUUGGAUGAUGCAUUCAGUUCAGUAUUUUCAAAUUUAGCUCAAUUCACUAAUAAGUAUAUGAUGAAUGGGACCUCUGGGGAGGAAAAAGAGGAUAAAGAUCUCGAAUUUUACAUAACAGAAUGUGCAAAAAUCGUAAACAUAGAAGUAACAAAUACUAAGGACAUUUUGUAUGAAAUUGGUUCGGCCAUAGCAAAAUUUAAAAGUAUUGACACUAUUAAGUGAUUGUUAAGUCUUUAUCUGUUUUAACACGGACACU